CAGCCCGCGUCUAAACCCACAACAACUUCAAUGAGCACUGUCUCUACAAGGCUCAAUUCUCCAGCAGUCACAGUGCAUGGGAACGAGAGCACUUCCAACACCACAGCAGCAUACCUAACCACCGAAACAACUCUUGGGAACAAAACAAACAAUGAAACUGCAGCAGGGGCUGGCUUGAAUUUUUCAGAAAUGUCCAUGACCAUUUUGUUCAGUGUGGUACUUGGCGUGAUAGUUCUGAUGGUUCUGGGGCAGAUUGUGUACAAAGUUAGCAGGAACAAACAAAGAAUGGUUCAGUAUUCUCACCGUCCUCUCUAUAACGAAGACACAGGUGAACAGUUUGUGGUUCCAGAUGACACACUAGUGAUUUCUGGAGGACUCUAUGAUGGCCCUCAGAUCUACAACCCCACAGUGACUACACUGAAUGAUGAAGACCAGCCCACGUUUGCUUACACACCCACACAGCUCCGCUUGGAGUUCUUGCGCGAAGAGCAGGGGACAGACCGAGAUUAUGAGGCUACCAGCUUUGAAACCUUCAAGACAAAUGAGUAAAAGCCUCAAAGAUUCAAUUCGGUACUUCAAAAGAAAACGCAUUGGCUAUGAGAAAAAGACUUCCCUGUGGAGGACUACUAAGCAAGAAACACUACCCACGUAGAUGGAGACCAUAGAAUCUGGACUUUUAUACUGAUUUCAAAUGAUUUAAGCAUUUUUAUUUCAUUGAAAGAGCAAGACAUGAAACAGUUAACACUGAACAGUAACAGCAAAUGU
Messenger RNA from Colossoma macropomum (tambaqui), 765 nucleotides. Its product is annotated as sialomucin core protein 24-like. NCBI's taxonomy places the organism in Eukaryota, Metazoa, Chordata, Actinopteri, Characiformes, Serrasalmidae. Bases 31 to 549 code for a protein of 172 amino acids. The transcript has 3 exons. The record is from RefSeq and is a predicted model, not a curated record.